Messenger RNA from Morchella sextelata, 2619 nucleotides. RefSeq lists its product as uncharacterized. Lineage: Eukaryota; Fungi; Ascomycota; Pezizomycetes; Pezizales; Morchellaceae. The record is from RefSeq and is a predicted model, not a curated record. The transcript has a single exon. The coding region runs from base 1 to 2619 and encodes 872 amino acids.
AUGUCGCUAUAUAUUCUCUACUCGAUAGUGUCCUCCUUCGCGGUUAUCCUAGAUUCGACGCUUGUCCAUGCAGCCCCGGUGACAAAUGCUAGAAACACCACCGAACCCGCUCAUCCCUUUUUUGUUCCAUCACCCCGAGGACGUGGUACUCUGGAUAUCUUCUUUACCUGUAUCAUCACUCUUAUGCUCUGUGUCUGGACCGCAAUCCACCCCAACAUUGUAACCAACCCGACGGUAACCCGCUGUCUCAAACACAGGGCUACCUAUAUGGUGCUUGGACUCGUUAUACCGGAGUGCGUUCUGGGAGUUGCCAUCAACGAAUGGAGAAAGGCGCGGAAGGUUCUCCUGGCGUGGAAAUACUCUAUGGCUGUAGAGCAUGCAAAAGAGGCUGCAAGUCUAGCAACCAAAGCCCUCGAGCGAACAAUCACCUCGGAAGGCGAUGAUUUUGAGGGAAGCGAAGCUCGACAGCAGCUCCAGUCGGCAGUUGAUAUAGCUCUAAGGGCAGCGGAUGCCGAUGCUGCACUGCCGGCAGUCAAGAAUGUCAAGGAAGCACUCAAGGACUAUGAAGCUGUGGAAAGAAUCAUUACCGCGGGAAAGAGAUCACGGGUUCACGAGAUAUUUCGUCGAUGGAUCGAGGCAAUCCGGAGAUCUUUGCCGAUAUCACAUAUAUUCCUCAGGGAAACCCCGUUCGGUAUGGAGGGGGCAUUCUUUGCUGUGAUGGGAGGCUACACGUUCUGCCCACUCGAUCACUAUCAGAACCCAAAGUAUCGGCGUACGCUUUCCGCUGAUGCGAUGGAUGUUCUUCUCAGAAUGGGAAUUGUGGAUGGUAAAGGUCUUGCGAGCCUCAAGAAUGAGGUCAAGGACAAGGGCAAAGCUAACGUGCUAGCUAAGUUCUUGGUCUGCGCACAGGCGUUAUGGAUGGUGAUGAAUUGUUUCAUGCGUAGGGCGGCAGGCCUUCCAAUCACCAUCAUCGAGUUGAACGUUAUUGUGCAUGUCUUUUGUGCUGUGAUUGUUUACGCCUGUUGGUGGAAGAAACCUCACGACGCUGGAAGUGCAAUAUCGCUCGAUCAGUUCAUCUCGAAGCCCACCAGUGCGGUUCUCUUUUUCAUGCAGUACCCUGAUUCUCUAGAACUUCACGUCUCGGAGCCACGCCCAGGUGAUUUGUCAUUCAACACUCGCAUUCUGGGCGCCAAUAGAUAUACUCUAGUUGAGAACUCUACGGCGCCCGUUCCACUUGACCAUCCCCAGCAGAAAAUUGAGGAAAAUGAGGAAAACGAGGAAAUUGAGAAAAAUGAGAAAAACGAGAAAAAAGAACCGGACGUCACUCAGCAUCCUGUGGAAGGAUCUUUGCAUUCUGAAUCCUCACCAGGCCUGGAAGAGUCUUCCAUGGUUUUGGAGCCCCAUACCGACAACAAUGAUCCUACAGGGAUCCCCGAAAUCCCUCCUAAUAUACCCCUUGAUCUUAUCGGCCAGGCAAGCGAGCAGAAUGUCCCACAGAGUGCUGCGCAGGGAUCUGUGCAUCUUGAAUCCUUACCUACCGAUGUAAUUGGCACCACUACAGCGGGGUCAGAACAGAGAAAGCCCCCUACGACUAUGCCUCCGCGUCCUCCAACUUCACGCCCCGACACUGCUGCGGACACUCAAUAUCGACUAGAUGAGAUAAUGCUCUACCGGGCGGUGGACAACUGGAACGGAGACAUACAGCUGCAUCGAGUUGAGCUUUCCCCCAAAGAACGGAAAGACUGGGAAGCAGGCAUACCUCCGCUAGACUCAACUCGCAUUUUUAUCGACAGUAGGCGUGGGAUUACUCUAAAGGCACACUCGAGCGGGAAGUUCAACAUAACGGCUCAGGAGUACCAAAUAUUCGUAAGCGCGGCAAAGGCGCUGCGUUCAUCAGAUCGUUUCAAACAUAACAGCGAUCUGACUGUGUCUGGAGAGACAGCUUAUCCCAUAUUACUGAAAUCUCCCGAAGAAAUGACGGCAACGCAAAAUUCUUUCAAUCUCAAGGGCUUAGGGCUUAUGUGGAUACCACUAUAUCUUAUAUAUGGUGGCGUUCAUUCCUUACUUUGGAAUACAUAUUUCCCCUCCCCGACAGAACGACUGCUGUGGAGAAUCUCCUGCCUCCUUAUCGCAUUUCCUGGCCUUGGACAUUUCGCAAUACUAGUGGCAACGGAUCAGGUCUGGAGAUACUUUGAUAGUGACACUUUGCCCGACGCGAUUUACGACUUUGCGUCCUGGUAUCUACUCGCGGGCUUUCUGGCUGGAUGGGCGGGUGGGGCGAUAUAUGGGGGUGUCGAGGGAUUUCGGUAUGUGACAGGAUUGGUCAUCCAGCAACACUACAGGAUACUCAUCUACGUCGCGCUGGAAACGGCGGUGGUCUUGGCUGUUAUCAGUGCAGCCUGGUUCUUGAUACAAGUGAUUAUGGAUAGGGACUGGAAUGCCUAUUGGGGUUUCAGAUGUUACCUGCGCUGGGUACUUGUUAUACCCAUGUGGCUACUUCUGAUAGCAUACUUCCUGGCUAGAAUGUUUAUUUUCGUUGAAACCUUUAUAUGCUUGAGGAGUCUGCCUACACGUGCCUACGAGACUGUUAUUUGGGAGGAGAUUUUACCCCAUUUCUGA